AUGGCCGAGGCCGUCACCUAUGCAGACCUGCGAUUUGUGAAGGCGCCCCUGAAGAAGAGCAUCUCCAGCCGGCUGGGAGAAGAGGCUGAUGAAGACGGAGAACUCACCUAUGAGAAUGUUCAAGUGUCCCCAGGCCCAGGAGGACCCUCAAGCUUGGCUUCCGCUGGAUUAGGGGACAAAGCAGGGGUCCAGUCGGAGCAGCCAACUGCCGCCUGGAGCCCCGUGACGUCACCAGCUGCCGGGCGGAUUCUCCCCUGCCAAGCAUCCUACAUGCAGUACCUCCUUCUGGGCCUGCUCCUCACCUGCCUGCUGUUAGGGGUGGCUGCCAUCUGCCUGGGAGUGCACUAUUUCCAGGUGUCUCAGCAGCUCCAGCAGAUGAGCAGCGUUCUGGAAGCCACUAACAGCACCCUGAGGCAGCAGCUGCGCCUAAAGAUAACCGAGCUGGGGCAGAAGGAAGAGGAUUUGCAGGGGUCCAGGAGAGAGCUGGCCCAGAGUCAGGAAAGACUACAGGUGCAACAGAAGGUUGGCCAGGCUACCAAAGAGCAGUUGCAGGCCUGCCAGUCGGAUGGGGAGCAAACAAAAGAGGCCUUGAGAAAUAAGGAGAUACAAAGUGUGAACUUGGAGCAGAGGCUGAGCAGCGUGCGGGACACACUGAAGCCCUUCUUCACAUGCCCCUCACCAGAUUCCUGCUGUCCCUUGGGAUGGAUACCGAAUGAGAGGAGGUGCUUUUACAUCUCAGUUACGAAGAGAAGUUGGGACGAGAGCCAAAACCACUGUAAAUCUCUGUCCUCUGAACUGGCCAAAAUCAGCGAAACUUAUUCAUAUGGAACUUAUAUCAGAAGCUUACGUAAGGUGUUGGCACAAGGUGGUUCAGCUGAAUCAUACUGGAUUGACUUCAGAAAUAAGUUCUGGCCGUGGAGUGAUGGUACAAGAUACAAUGGGUUUUAUAGUCAAAGCCAAAGAUGUGUCAAGGUAGAAGGCGAGCGGCUGGCGAGUCUGAAGGGAGAGGACUGUUAUUCUUCUCUUCCCUCCAUCUGUGAGAUGGAAGCUUUCAGGUAUCCAGAUGGGGACCCCUCUUUGCCCUGAGCUGGAUACUCACGCCAACGAGAGCCUGUGCCCUUCAUCCUUAAGCUGUAGCCUGCAGGUCCUAAGAUCCACCUCCCUCCAGCGUGUCCUCACUCUGCCUGGACAGUGCCUGGCCAAGGGCUGAUCCACGCCCAACAUUUCUAGGCAAGCCUGCUGCCAACAGAGAUCUGUCCCAGAAACUGGACUGUUCCCAGGGAAAGAGUGAAGCAGCUUCUAGAAGAGAUUUUGGCCUCCCCCAAAACCUCCCAUAGUGGAAUGGGUGGGGAGGGCGCAUGGGCUGAGCGGAUAGGGGCAGCCCGGAGCCA
This is a messenger RNA of Mesoplodon densirostris (Blainville's beaked whale), 1391 nucleotides long. RefSeq names its product CD72 molecule (gene CD72). Lineage: Eukaryota; Metazoa; Chordata; Mammalia; Artiodactyla; Ziphiidae. The record is from RefSeq and is a predicted model, not a curated record. The coding region runs from base 1 to 1086 and encodes 361 amino acids. Gene Ontology annotation, cellular component: plasma membrane. The transcript has 9 exons. Gene Ontology annotation, molecular function: transmembrane signaling receptor activity.